AAUUACACGCCCAAACCCUAAGGAUUAAAUGGAAAAUGCUUUUACCCAACGGGAAAGGGGCCGGAUGUUCCUAUUGAUUCGCCCUGGUGGAAAUCUCUACUUUUGCUUCGUUGGAUGUUGGAACUAAAGAAACCAGCGAAGUAGCCAACUAAGCGAAAGUACCAGCUAUUUCUCUCUCUCUCUCUCUCUAGGAGUACAAAGUUGAUUUGGUGAUCAAUCAGCCAUGGCGAGCAGUAACAAUGGAAGCGGAGGAGAAGGAGGAGAUCCGCCGCUUAAGCAAUUGGCGGAGCUUGGCAAAACCCUAAAAGAAGGGGAGAGGCUUCUGGGGCCAACCCGACGACCCGACGGUACGCUCCGUAAACCAAUCCGCAUUCGGGCUGGAUAUGUCCCCCAAGAGGAAGUCGCCAUUUACCAAUCCAAAGGUGCUUUGUGGAAAAAGGAGAUGGCCUCAGCGGCUGGACCUCCGGGUUAUGAUGAUACUUCCGUUGAUACAACGAAACCCAAGACUAAGUCUGUAAAGAGGAACGAAAGAAAAAAGGAGAAGCGGAUACAGGCUGCUCUUGAGAAGGAGAAAACCUCGGAAAGUGGGGAAACAAAGGAAGAAGAAGUUGAAAAUUUGGGUCAUGUAUCAGAAGCUGUCAAGUCAUUGGCAUCUCAGAUGAACGAGCUAGGUGUUUCUUCUAGUCCUUCUUUAGUUACCCCUCCCCCUGACUCAAGUGAGGAUUCGAGUCCAGCAGGUCCAGCUCAAGAUAUAGAUAAAAAAAUUCGAGCUCUUAAAAAGAAGAUUCGACUUGCAGAAGCUCAACAGCAGAAAGCUAAUCAGCAAGAUGUUAAGUCAGAACAGUUGGACAAGUUGACGAAACUGGAAGGUUGGCGUAAGGAGCUAAAGCUUUUGGAGGAUAAAAAGGAGGCGGAAUCGGUUGCACUGUAAACAAGGGUUUGUGUCAGAAUCAAGAAACCAUUUUUCUUUUUUUCAUUUAUGUUUUUUCUCAUGAAGACAUGAAUGCUGAUUUAGAAAGAGGUUCAUCUCUUCGUACUUUGUUCUCAUUAGCUUAAUUUAUAUGUGCUUUAUAUGA
Pyrus x bretschneideri (Chinese white pear) is the source of this 1076-nucleotide messenger RNA. Its product is annotated as partner of Y14 and mago-like. The record is from RefSeq and is a predicted model, not a curated record. Gene Ontology annotation, biological process: exon-exon junction complex disassembly. The transcript is spliced from 4 exons. Gene Ontology annotation, cellular component: cytoplasm; exon-exon junction complex. The coding region runs from base 224 to 931 and encodes 235 amino acids. Lineage: Eukaryota; Viridiplantae; Streptophyta; Magnoliopsida; Rosales; Rosaceae. Gene Ontology annotation, molecular function: RNA binding.